CUGCUGAUUCCUUGCGUAGCUGCUGGCCGACGCAAUGGCGACCUACGAAGGUUUGAAGGUUCUGCUUGACUGGUUCAAGAGCAAUGGAGGCAGUGUCCAGCCACAUGUCGAGUUUGCGAGCUAUCCUGACAUGGGCUGCGGCAUGCGAGCCACGAGCAAUUUGCGUUCAGAAACCGAACUGUUUUCAAUUCCUCGCUCGCUUGUGCUCUCCGUACAUACUUCUCCGCUGCCCAAAAGUCUACCGGAUUGGUCAGAGAUUAGUACACAAGGCUGGGUCGGCUUGAUACUUUGCUUGAUGUAUGAGCAAAUUGAUCCAGCGUCACAUUGGAAACGAUAUCUCAACUCGAUGCCGACUUGCUUUGACAGUCUCAUGUUUUGGUCAGACGACGAGCUCAGAGAGCUACAGGGCUCCUCUGUCCUGGACAAGAUCGGUCGAGAGGAAGCAGAAGGAAGCUACUAUUCCAUCUUGGUGCCGUACUUGUCCAAGCACGCCGACAUUUUCAAACCCCUGGAGGCCUACAGCCUGGCCCUUUAUCAUCGCUGUGGCAGUCUGAUCCUAUCGCGCUCGUUCCACGUCUCGAAUCAAGAUGACUCAGCAAGCGAUGCGAGCGAUGACGACGACGCAGCUUACCAUGAAGUCGAAACCGUCGGAAUGGUGCCAAUGGCUGAUGUUCUCAAUGCAAAGUCGGGUUCAGCCAAUGCAUGCUUAGUGUACCAUCCCGACGCGCUAGUGAUGACGACGACGAAAGAGAUUGCGGCAGGCGAGCAGAUCUUCAACACUUAUAAUGACCCGCCAAACGCGGAUCUACUCCGCCGUUAUGGUCAUGUAGACGAGGUCAAUCUGAAUGACAACGUCGAAAUUUCUGCCGACCUCAUUGGCUGCAAAGAUCUUGAACGCGUCGACUGGCUCCUUGACCGCCUAGACGAUGUCUACACUCUUACACAAGCCGAGGACCUGCCCGAGGAUUUUAUCACUGCUGUGAAAAUUUUGACGGCCAGCAAGUCAGAGUUUCGCAAGAUACAGAAGGCCGACGAUCUGCCUGACGACGUUCUCGACGAGGCUACAGCAAUGCGCGUAAGAGAAAUCUUGCAAAUGCGCUUAGCACAAUACAGCUCAACAAUCGAGGAAGACGAAAGCCUACUGGCUAGUUCCACAAUGCUGACGUCCCGAUCCCGGGCUGCCUUACUCGUUCGUCUGGGCGAGAAGCGCAUAUUAGCGGCUCAUUUCGCACGGCUUCCGAUGCCUGAGCUGAGCUCGCGCGAAGGCAACAAACGCGCGUUGAGUCGCAAAGACCAACGAGAAGAGCGCAAGCGGCAAAGGCGGGACAGUUCGUAGCAAAAUGCAUCUAUUAGCUCUACGUCGU
This is a messenger RNA of Mixia osmundae IAM 14324, 1364 nucleotides long. RefSeq lists its product as uncharacterized. Bases 35 to 1336 code for a protein of 433 amino acids. NCBI's taxonomy places the organism in Eukaryota, Fungi, Basidiomycota, Mixiomycetes, Mixiales, Mixiaceae. The transcript has 3 exons. Gene Ontology annotation, molecular function: protein binding; protein-lysine N-methyltransferase activity. The record is from RefSeq and is a predicted model, not a curated record. Gene Ontology annotation, biological process: peptidyl-lysine monomethylation. Gene Ontology annotation, cellular component: nucleus.